This is a messenger RNA of Episyrphus balteatus (marmalade hoverfly), 4075 nucleotides long. It is a transcript of the gene Delta, whose product is annotated as neurogenic locus protein delta. Bases 954 to 3446 code for a protein of 830 amino acids. Gene Ontology annotation, biological process: cell communication; Notch signaling pathway; multicellular organism development. Gene Ontology annotation, molecular function: calcium ion binding. The transcript has 6 exons. The record is from RefSeq and is a predicted model, not a curated record. Gene Ontology annotation, cellular component: membrane. Lineage: Eukaryota; Metazoa; Arthropoda; Insecta; Diptera; Syrphidae.
GUUUUGAAGUUUGCGUGGUGAAUGUCGGGUCGGACAUUACAAAUCGCUAUCGCACCGUGCUAUAUAAUUUUCACACACUGCUAAUACACACAUACACAUUUAAAAAAAAAAAAAUUUAUAACGAUUGCUAUAUUAAUAUACGAUUUUUUAAAAAAUUUUCAAUAUUUACAAAAAAAGAUAAUUUAAAGAGACUCGUCUUCAUUGAUUUUUUAUUUAAACGCCGGCUUUAAAUUAUCAUCAUCAAAAAAAAAAAUAAUAUUUGAAAGUGACAAAUUUUUAAAACAAUCGGCGGAAUUCUAUUGAAAAAAAAUCCACCACUCAAAAAAAUACAAGAGUUUACCGCGCGCAUCAACUUCUGUCAAAAAAAAUCGUGAAAAGACCGUUAUAAAAGUAAAAACGAACAGUCCUUCACUCGAAUUGUGGAUAAAAAUUAAAGUGUUUGACUGUCAACGACGAACAUGUGCUUAUAACGUUAUUUAUCGUAAAGAAAAUAGCGAAUUUUAAGAAAAUCCCACCAAAAAAAAAAAUAAAAAUAUCCUUGGGAUUAAAAAAUAUUUCUCCAAAACAAAAUGAGAAAAGUGUAACAAUUUAUGUGCUAAAUAUAAUAAAACAUAGGUUAAAAGUUUUGUGAUACACUAUAAAACAAAAAUUCUGACGAAAUGGUUAAAUUAAAACUGUCAAACCGUAAAAUUUAGUAAAAAAAAAAUAAAGAAAAUUUUAUAAUUUUUUGUGCAAUAACACACAAAUAUAUAAAUUAUAUUUUGGAUUACACUCUUUCAAGCGCGCACAUCUUUACACACAACAUAAAAAAAGUGCGCAAAUUAAUUUUUUUUUUAUUUCAACUUGAAAACACAAAAAAGUAUUUUAUUACUUUUUUUGUUGGUUAAAAUAUCAACCAACAACACACAAUUUUUUGCUGCCCAACAAAUUGCAACAAAACUUCAUUUUACAAAAUGAAUUGGAUUAAAAUUUGCCUGUCUGCAUGGAUUUUAUUAUUAGUUUUAAGUGAGGUGAACAGUUCCGGUUUAUUUGAAUUACGGCUUAAAUACUUCAACAAUGACAAUGGACGAGAUCAUGAAGGUCAGUGCUGUAGCGGACAAUCGGAUGCGGUCGGAAAAUGCAUCGGUACAUGUAAAACACGAUUUCGUGUUUGUCUAAAGCAUUAUCAAGCGAAAAUCGAUACAACAUCCCAAUGUACAUUUGGUGAUGUUGUAACACCAAUACUUGGCGAAAAUUCUGUAAAUCUAACAAAUGUACCAAAUCAGAAGAAGAUGGAUUUUACAAAUCCAAUACAAUUUGCAUUUAAUUUUGCAUGGCCGGGUACCUUUACGCUUAUAGUUGAAGCAUGGCAUGAUACAAACAAUGACUCCAACGCGAGAUCAAACAGUCUAUUAAUCCAAAGACUAUCAGUGCAACAGGUUUUAGAAGUUUCACCCGAAUGGAAGACCAAUAAAUCCGAAGCUGCAUAUACAUGGUUGGAAUAUGAUUUUCGCGUAACAUGCGAUCCGCAUUAUUAUGGUGCUGGAUGUGCGAAUCUAUGUCGUCCGCGUGAUGAUCAAUUUGGUCAUUAUACAUGUUCGGAAAAUGGUGAAAAAAUUUGUUUAUCUGGAUGGCAGGGUGAUUAUUGUGAAAAACCACGCUGCACAAAAGGUUGUGAACACGGAACAUGCGACCAGCCCAACACUUGCCAAUGUAGCCCUGGCUGGAAAGGACCACUUUGCGAUCAAUGCGAACCCUAUCCUGGUUGUGUGCAUGGAACAUGCAACGCACCCUGGGAGUGCCAUUGCGACGAAGGCUGGGGUGGUCUGUUUUGCAACCAAGAUCUCAACUACUGCACCAACCAUCGACCCUGCCAUAAUCAAGGAACCUGCUUCAAUACGGGACAAGGUCUUUACACCUGCAAAUGUGCGCCUGGAUUCAAUGGCACUGAAUGCGAAACCCAAGUCACUUCCUGCGAAUAUGAACCCUGUCUGAAUGGCGGCAGCUGUUCCGAUGAUAGUGCGAAUAACAACUACAAAUGCGACUGUCGUAAAGGUUGGACAGGACGACACUGCGAGGAUAAGGUGCAUACGUGUAUAGACAAACCCUGUAAAACUGGAAAUUGCCGGGACACAAAGUCGGGGUUUAAAUGCGAAUGCCCGUAUGGAUAUAGUGGAAUUCAUUGUGAAAUUCAUGUAGACAAUUGCAAUCCAAAUCCUUGUCAAAAUGGUGGAGCAUGCAUGGUCAGUAGUACUGGCGAAAAUUCAUUCAAGUGUCAAUGUUUAUCCGGAUUCACUGGAGAUCACUGCGAAGAGAACAUCGAUGAUUGUCAGGGUAAUCCUUGUCUAAAUGGAGGAACUUGCAUAGAUAUGGUUAAUCAAUUCCGUUGUCAAUGUGUACCUGGAUAUCUUGGAUUGGUUUGCGGCGAAAAGGUUGAUCUCUGUCUAACAAAGCCUUGUGCCAAUGGUGGAAGCUGUACAAAUCUUAAUAACGAUUACCAAUGCAUUUGCCGGGCUGGAUUCGAGGGUAAAGACUGCAGCGUUGAUAUUAAUGAAUGUGCAACACAACCCUGUCGCAAUGGAGGAACCUGCGUCAAUCGAGUAAAUAGUUUCCAAUGCAUCUGUGCCAAUAACUAUGGGGGAAAACAAUGUGAAGAAGAUUCAUAUACAUACUCACCCGCAUCACCCGACGCCCAACAAUACGAAGCGAAUCCCCAAAUACCUCGCAGUGACGGUCUAACAAGUGGUCAAGUAGUUCUAAUAGCCAUUCUCUCAGUUGCCAUGCCAGUGGUUGCCGUGAUUGCUGCCUCAGUUGUGAUCUGUAUGAAGCGAAAACGCAAGCGUGCCCAGGAAAAAGAUGACGCCGAAGCGAGAAAACAAAAUGAACAAAAUGCCACCGCCAAUGGAAUGCACAACGGUCAUGGCAUGGGUGGCGGUAUGGUUGGCAUUGGCGGAGUCGUUGGCAUGGGUGGCUGUGGCGCUGCCACACUCUCAGCCAAACGUACUUCAAGCAGUGCCUUGGCGUUCGACAACACCAAUCCAAACAUCAUAAAAAACACCUGGGACAAAAGUGUCAACAAUGUCGCGAGUGUAACAGGCGGUGGUAGUGGUGGUGGUGGUGUCGGCGACGAUUGUCUCAUGAACACCAGCCUCUAUGGAGCUGCUGUAAUCUCCGGUUACAGUGACAACAACAACGCCAAUAGUGAGUGCUUUGUUGGCACAAUAACACCGCUGGCUAGAGCAAAGUCACAAAAGCAGCUCAACACAGAUCCAUCAUUGAUGCAUCGAGCAUCACAGAUACUCAGUAGUCCGCCUACAACCAAAGAAUACAUGCUCCAGCAGGACAGCAGUAAAAGGAUAUCAGUCCUUGGUGAUUCAGCGUAUUGCAGUCAAAGGUGGCCGUCGUCAGUGGCGGCGGCGUCAUCGCAGAAUCAGCGAACAGUCGUUUGUGGGACCCCGCAUAUGUAGUUAUCCAAUAAAAAAAUAUUUUUUAUAUUAGAAUUGUAAAAAUAACUGAAGGUUUAUAGUUCCCUCAUCUCAUGUGUAGUCAUGUUUUCAUUUGUAAGCCUAAGUAUUACCUUCCUGAUUCCCACAAAUAAUAACAACAACAACAAACGAAAUCUUACAUUUUUAUGGAAUUUUUUUUAAUUUUUAUCUUAAAUAAGUUAAAUUUACAAAACAAAAAUUGUGUUUAAAUUAUUAUUCGCUGACUGACUGUAGAUAUUAAAAUGUUUCCUCAAAAAAUAAUUGUCUUACUUAAACAAAUUUUUUCUCCGCUAUGGCUUCGAUUAGACUGAGAUUAAAUAUUGGUUUAAAUCAAAAAUUGUAAUAUUAAAUUGAAGGAUGUUUUAAAACAACCCGAUUCUGAUUCUCAAACAUGUUCUCUUCAAGCAAUGAACCAUAUUUCGACUUACAGUCUAGUCCUAGCUUUAGUACCUACAUAUGUAAUUUAUUUUAUGAUAAAAAAAAUUUAUUGAAAGCUACAAAAAUUGAUUGUGUUAUAGCAAAUAUGGACAACUUGUAUACUUAGCGGCAAAAUACUAUAAAAAUGAUUUAAAUGCUUAAACAAAAAUAAACCAACGUGACUAUAAAUAAAA